Cydia strobilella is the source of this 1757-nucleotide messenger RNA. RefSeq names its product ankyrin repeat domain-containing protein SOWAHB (gene sowah). Lineage: Eukaryota; Metazoa; Arthropoda; Insecta; Lepidoptera; Tortricidae. The record is from RefSeq and is a predicted model, not a curated record. The coding region runs from base 51 to 1649 and encodes 532 amino acids. Gene Ontology annotation, molecular function: protein binding. The transcript is spliced from 13 exons.
AGUUGAUUUGAUUUGUUAUCUAAACUAUUUUAUUGAUAUAAUUAGACAUAAUGUCUACUCCGACAGAGUUAAGUUUUGACGAAAUAUUAAAAUUCAUGUUAGCACAUAAUGGAAAAGUGACAAAUUAUGAGUUGGUAAAACAUUUUAAAGUGUUUCUUAUGAAUCCCGACAUGAGAGAUGAAGCGCGGAAUACUUUCAAGAAACACGUUAAUGCGUUGGCAAUUAUAAAAAAUCAGAACAAUGAGAAAUGGUUGAUACUUAAAAAGAAGUACAUGCCGAACAACAGUAAAAAAGAAGAGGUGGCUGCUAAUGACAGUGUAUCAGAAUCUGAAGGCAACAUCCAGUCGGCGCCAUACCAGCCCCCGCCUCCAUUACAACUCAAUCAAGACUUUAGUAUUUUGACAAACUUAAUUCAGACAAAUAAUGAUGUUCCAAGUACUGAAAUUUCCUCCCCGCUGCAUCAAAGUGAGUCUAGCAUCAGCUUAACUCUGCCCAGCGACAUCUCACCUGAGGAUGUCCCACCCAAAGUACACCCGAGACGAAAAUCUGCUGACAAAGCAGCUGAAAAAAGAACAUGUAUACCUGUAGCUGCCCUAGAACGGACAUUAUCAACACCAAAUGAUGACAGUGAGUUGCCAAGGGUCGAGCCCUUGUCAUCUACUGCCAUAUCAAAAAGUGAAAGCACGCUGGUUGACAAUGAACAGAUGAUCUCAGUGAAGGAGCGGAAGCAGAUGUUUAACAGGAUGGCUUCAGAGGGAGACAUGCUAAAAAAUCAAGUGAGCGGAAAUUUGAGUGCACAGAACAUUGAUGAGGAAGACAGGGUGUCACUGGAUCCGAAAAGCGAGACCGAUCCCCUGGACUCCAAACAGAAACAGUGGAUCCUUAAUGCCGCCAGGGGCGACUACCAUGCCCUGGCAAAGAUGUGUAAGGAGAACUCUAAGCUCGUUAAAACCAAGGAUCCUUUUACGUACACGGCGAUGCACUGGGCCUGUAAGCGCGGCAAUGAAAAUUUAGUGAAACUGCUAGCUGGGGCCGCGCGGCAGGUUGUUUACGAGCGCUCGAAUGGGGGGUACACUCCUCUACACAUCGCCAUGCAGUUUCGUCAUGAAAAUCUCUUCAGACUGCUAGUCGAAGCUUACGAUGCAGAUCCAAACGUUAGAGACUGGUCUGGCCGGAAGCCAAGGCAAUAUCUAGUCAACAUUGACACCUCUAUGUCUCCAGGCUCCUAUAGAAAAAAAGAGGGUUUCCUCCGGAUCGGAUCGUUAAACGUCCGCGUGAAGAAGACGACGGAGGCUUUCAGCAACUUCCUGGGCGUGGGCGCGACGCGCUCUUCCGCCUACAUGCCCAAGUCGGCCAGGGACAGGCCGCUGGACCGCAACUCUGACGACGCCACGCAUAAGAGCUGGGGCUCGGCGGAUAACCUGCAGAAGGAUGACAAGCUAAUGCCUCCUCCUACGAACAGUGGCAAGGUGAGACGGCGAGGUGCCACGGGGCGUCGAGGCCUGGGCUCCCACAGCCGGAGCACGCCCACUACUCCUGACCAGCCGCGAGCACGCAUCGGCAGCAGCGAGACCGGCGACUCGGACUCGGACUCAGCCGCCGGCUUCCACUCUGCCUGGCGUCAACAGCGCGCCUCCAACUGCACAUAACAUAUCGGCAUAACGGAACCCAAACCAUGAUUACUUUAAGUAAGAAAGUCCUUAAGCUACGGUCUAGUGAGCUUAAUACACACGGUGAGCAGUCGGCGUGUAAGCUUU